AUGAAGUGCCCGAACAACCGGGCCGACAGCCACCUGACCGGGCAGGUGGAGUUGGACAGCAUGGCCAACGGAGCCUGGGUCAACCAGGGCUACUGUGGCUCCCCUCCACCACCGCCCCGAGCUGUCAGCACCAUUUACAACUCUCAGCCCCUCUUCCAGGGCUCCAUGGACGGCAUGUACAGACUGGACAGCCCCGGUCCAUUCCCAGAGGAAGCACCAUCCACUGACCGAAGCCUGGGGAAGGAACAACGAGGCUGCUGCUCCUUCAUCAAAGGCUUCUGGGGCACAACGCUGACUGAAAACACCUCAAACAACAGAGAAUUGUUUGUCCGAACAACUCUACGUGAGUUACUGGUCUAUCUGGUGUUCCUGGUGGAUAUAUGCCUCUUGACAUACGGUAUGACCAGCUCGAGCACCUAUUACUACACUAAAGCCAUGACGGACCUGUUUGUGAACACAGGCGGUGAAAGUGGGGUUAGGUUUCAGUCCAUUGGCACCAUGGCCGACUUCUGGAUUUAUGCUCAGGGCCCAUUGCUGGACGGCCUCUACUGGACUAAAUGGUACAAUAACCAGUCCCUGGGCAGAGGAGACCAGUCCUUCAUCUACUAUGAGAACAUGCUGCUGGGAGUGCCCAGAAUGAGGCAGAUCAAGAUCAUGAACAACUCCUGCAAGGUCCACAAGGACUUCGAAGAUGAGAUCACGGGAUGCUUCGAUGUGUACAACGACAAGAAGGAGGACGACCUGAGCUUCGGCCUCGUCAAUGGCACCGCCUGGACAUACCACACAGAGAAAGAAGUCAAAGGUUCCUCUCACUGGGGCUUGCUGACCACAUACAGUGGAGCGGGAUACUACCAAGACCUGAGUCGAACCAAAGAGGAGAGCGCCAUCACACUGGAGGAACUGGUGGACAACCUGUGGCUCGACCGAGGAACCCGAGCAGCCUUCGUCGACUUUUCCACUUACAACGCAAACAUCAACAUGUUCUGUGUCAUCAGGUUGGUGGUUGAAUUCCCAGCGACUGGUGGAGCGAUCCCUUCCUACCAGAUCAGAACCGUCAAACUGAUUCGCUACAUCACCAACUGGGAUUACUUCAUCCUCGCCUGCGAGAUGGUCUUCUGUUUAUUCAUCCUCUACUAUGUUGUGGAGGAGAUUCUCGAGCUGCGAAUACACAAGUGCUCCUACUUCCAAAGCAUCUGGAACAUACUGGAUAUUGUUGUCAUAAUGCUUGCCAUCGUUGCCGUUGUCUUCAAUGUUUUCCGAACUGUCAAAGUGGACACCUUGCUUGGCAAACUGCUGGAACAACCUGGUAUCUACGCCGAUUUUGAAUUCCUGGCCUUCUGGCAAACACAGUACAACAACUUGAAUGCAGUGAACUUGUUCUUUGCGUGGAUCAAGGUUUUCAAGUACAUCAGUUUUAACAAGACCAUGACUCAGCUGUCCUCCACACUGGGUCGAUGUGCUAAAGAUAUCCUGGGCUUCGCCAUCAUGUUCUUCAUAGUGUUCUUCGCCUACGCUCAGCUUGGAUAUUUGCUCUUCGGGACAGAGGUUGAAUCUUUCAGCACCUUCGUCAAGUGCAUCUUCACUCAGUUCAGGAUUAUUCUGGGAGACUUCGAUUACGACGCCAUUGACCGCGCCAACAGAGUUCUUGGGCCGAUCUACUUCGUUACCUAUGUGUUCUUUGUUUUCUUUGUUUUACUGAACAUGUUUCUGGCCAUCAUAAAUGACACAUACUCUGUAGUUAAGGAGGAGCUGUCAUGCCAAAAAGACGAGCUACAGAUUACUGACAUCAUCAAACAGAGCUAUAUGAAGACAUUUAUAAAGUUGAAACUUAAAAAGGAGAACAUAUCAGAUGUUCAGAAGGCGCUACAAUCUGGAUCUGGAGAAAUUGAAUUCAAGGACUUCAGAGAAACCCUGAAAGGGAUGGGACACGCUGAACAUGAAAUUACUGCAGCCUUUUCCCGGUUUGACCAUGAUGGGAACCAAAUUCUAGACGAAGACGAACAAAAGAGGAUGAAAGUCGAGCUGGAGGAAAAGCGGGACGCUCUUUGCGCCGAACUCAACAAUCUCGGAAUGCAUUAUGGGAAAGAUUUACGGGAGAAUCUUCCUGCAACGUCUAACGAGGAGAACCACUCCGGUCAUACGGUCGUGGAUCAGGAACAGUUUCUAAGACUGGCCAGACAGGUUCUCCAGCUUGAAAGCUCUGUGGCAGGCAUCGCAUCCAGGCUCGAGUCGAUUGUGGAGAAACUGGGAUUACAAGAGGAAGCGAAAGGGAACGAAACGAGCGAUGAUGCGGCCCCCGAUGGGAGCGUCCUGGUGUGUGUGGACCGAGUGGCGAGACCAGCAGUUUGCACCAGCGCCGCAUACGAUUGCCGCAUGUGA
Messenger RNA from Cyclopterus lumpus (lumpfish), 2379 nucleotides. RefSeq names its product polycystic kidney disease 2-like 1 (gene pkd2l1). Lineage: Eukaryota; Metazoa; Chordata; Actinopteri; Perciformes; Cyclopteridae. Gene Ontology annotation, molecular function: calcium ion binding; calcium-activated potassium channel activity; muscle alpha-actinin binding. The record is from RefSeq and is a predicted model, not a curated record. Gene Ontology annotation, biological process: potassium ion transmembrane transport; detection of mechanical stimulus. The transcript has 15 exons. The coding region runs from base 1 to 2379 and encodes 792 amino acids. Gene Ontology annotation, cellular component: membrane.